AUGACUGUCAUUUCACAGUCACUCAAAUCAGAACUGGAAUGCCACAAAAACAACUCCCUGUUCGCCCAGAGAAAAAAAAGAAAGAAAGUAAAGGGGAAAUUCAGAUUAGUCACAGAGAAGUUCCCCCGCCUGCCUGCAGAAGCUGCGGUGUUAAAACUGAGAGAGUGCGUUGUGCCCUCUCAAUCGCCUCUUCUCUCGGGCCCUGGGACCUCUGUGCGUUUUCUCCCUGAUAAGCUUUGUCCCUUCAUCUCCUUCCUUGUGGAGAAGAGGUGUCUCCCUCAGGCUCCCCUUUGCCACAGUUUUCCUCUUCCUCGCAUCCAAGCCGUGAAGAUGGAAGGGGUCCAGCCCCUGGACGAGAAUGUGCGAAACGCACCAGGGCGAAGACUCCAGAAGAACAAGCUACUGCUGGUGGCGGCUGUGAUCCAGGGGCUGGGGCUGCUCCUGUGUUUCACCUACAUCUGCCUGCACUUCUACGCUUCCCAGGUGCCACCUCAGUAUCCUCCAAUUCAAAGUAUCAGAGUACAAUUUACCAGGUGUGAGAAUGAGAAAGGUUGCAUCAUCACAUCCCCAAACAACGAAGAAACCAUGAAGGUGCAAGAUAAUUCGAUCAUUAUCAACUGCGACGGGUUUUACCUCAUCUCCCUGAAGGGCUACUUCUCCGAGGAGCUCAGCCUCAGCCUUUAUUACCGGAAGGGUCGGAAACCUCUGUUCUCUCUGAGCAAGGUCACAUCUGUUGACUCCAUUGGAGUGGCUUACCUGGCUUUCAAGGACAAAGUCUACUUUAACGUGACCACUCACAGUACCUCCUACAAAGACAUUCAGGUGAAUGGUGGGGAAUUGAUUCUCAUUCAUCAAAAUCCUGGUGGAUUCUGUGCCUACUGAGGACCCAAGGGCUGCUCCUGAGCCGGACACCAGCACGAACAACGAACUGGGGUUGGACAGGACUUUGAUUCUUCCUUGGGAGUGAAGUCCUAGCUUAGCCCCUAUAUAUGGCCACACGGGAUGUGACCAGAAUCAAAUCCUCCAACUCAGGGAUAUUUAAAACUUAUUUUUAUGUACCAAUUAACUUUAUUUAUCCUUAUGUCUUCUAAAUCACCUACCCCUCAUCCCUUAUGGUUGCUUCAAGCCUACUAGGUGCCUCUACAAGAGUGAAAAAAUAGGUGCCUCUUCCUCAAGGCACAUUAUAUCUACUGGUCAGGAAACUGUCAUAAUAAACUUUCUUUAUUGAAAAAGACACUUGAUUACCAUUUGCUGGAAAUUUGACACUGGCUUUGUGAAAAUGAAGAGGACCCAGGAAGGGGCUCUGAAUUGGCCAAAGGUGGUGUGGACUAACGGUUGGCAGCCAAAACGAUCUCUCCAAGAUGAAAUUAGUUGCGGUUUGUGUAGUGUCUAAUACCUCUCCCAUUUGUUGGAGUUCAAAUGGAAAAUCAUCUUGAGAACAGCUGGCAGGACUUGAAGACAACCAGCUGAGAAAUACUCUGCUCUGGGCUUUUUCUUUUUUCCUCGCCACUUUGCUUGCUUUCUCUGC
Molecule: messenger RNA, 1528 nt
Organism: Mustela lutreola (European mink)
Lineage: Eukaryota; Metazoa; Chordata; Mammalia; Carnivora; Mustelidae
Gene: TNFSF4
Product: TNF superfamily member 4
Biological process (GO): immune response
Cellular component (GO): membrane
Molecular function (GO): cytokine activity; tumor necrosis factor receptor binding
Source: RefSeq, a predicted model, not a curated record